Molecule: messenger RNA, 3480 nt
Organism: Rattus norvegicus (Norway rat)
Lineage: Eukaryota; Metazoa; Chordata; Mammalia; Rodentia; Muridae
Source: RefSeq, a predicted model, not a curated record
CGGGCCUCCUUUUCCAGAAAACCCUCGCUCAAGGGAAACAGAGAAGACAGCGCCAGGAAGCUGGCUGGCCUGUUUGGCACCGAGGCUAGGCCUGAUGGGGACACCGCAGCUAACAAGAUCUUCCACUACAUCCCUGGGACGCAACUCAGGGUGACCCCUGGCCAGCUUGGAGGGAUUCAAGUCCAGAGCAAGAUAAGGAAGUUGACGCUGUUCCUCUCCGGGGAGCUCACUCAAAAGUCUAGGCUGAGAGUGAAACCAAGACCAGCGUUGAGUCAGUGGUGAGCAGGCAGAGCCUGCCCACUCUUGUUGCAUAUCCAGAGGGACAGUGGCCACCCUCAACCUCCACUGCUCCAACCUGGGUCUUUUGGGCCCAAGAACUGGUCAAGACAAAACACGAGAAGAUAGACUAAGCCAGACUAAACGAGUACUAAGUGAAAACCAAAGGCUGAAUUUUAGGACAUUCGGAAAGAAGGUAAACUUGAACAGAGCCCACAAAGGGGUGAAACGGGAAGUUAGGGCUGAGCAGAGAAUUGCACACACACAGGUGAGACAUUUAUGUGUCUUACAUAAUGGGAGGAGGGAAGAGGACUGGGUCCCAAGUUUAGUCCUAGAGAACUCCUCAGGCCAUGGCCAAUGCUCUACCUUCUACUCUAAGUUAAGUAGUGUGCACAUGGUGAGCUGCGAUAGCCAGCACAGAUUCACAAACACUGACUAGUACCUCUCUCUGGUUCCAACUUCUCAGACAUCAUGAGUUUCCAGACUCAACUUGGGCAAUGUUGGGAAUAUUUACACUAAAAAAUUAGCAAAUAUUACGAGCUAGGACCUUGGGUUUUUUUUUUCUUCUUUAUUUCAUUUUCAUAGAACCAGAUUUAAAAAAAAAAACAUUUCCAACUGCUACUGAAAACCUGAGAUGGCUUUGAGCAUUAUCUCAUUCUCGUAUCACCUCUGAAUUCUUGGACAAGCCUGAGGGUGUCGAAUGACCGAAGUUAAGUUGCACAGAAUAGGCAGUAAUGAAGAUAAGGAUUGAACCCAGGACAUACCAACUUAAGUCUAUACCACACAGCAGGUAGCUCUAACUGUAGGGAGUGUUCUAUGUAUGCGUGUGGUGUACACAUAUUCUACUUUUCAUGUGAUGAGGCUUAGGCGUGUGUGGUAUGCAUGUAUGUGCAUGUUCUUGAUGAAUGUAUUCUGUGACUGUGCACGGACAGUUCAGAACUAUAUUCAGAAGCUGUGUGUAUAGUGCGUGGGGAUCUGGCCCCAUCUGGUCCCUCUCUUGAGCCCUACUCCCUCAGGACAUCCUGGGCCCAGAAAAUCAUCCAGAAAACCUGGAACAGCCAUUCCUGAGUGUAUUCAAAAAAGGGUGGCGGAGGACACCUGUGAGGAACCUAGGCAAGGUGGUGCACUAUUCCAAGGUUCAGCUGCGGUUCCAGCACAGCCAGGACAUCAGUGACUGCUAUCUGGAACUGUUCCCCUCCCACCUGUACUUCCAGGCCCAUGGUUCUGAAGGACUUACAUUCCAGGGGCUGCUACCACUGACGGAAUUGAGCAUCUGCCCGAUUGAUGGGUCCAGAGAGCAUGCCUUCCAGAUUACAGGCCCACUGCCUGCCCCACUCCUUGUUCUCUGCCACAGUGAGGCCGAGCUCAGCCAUUGGCUCUACCACCUGGAAAAGCAAAUGGCUCUCCUGGGUCUGCGGCAAUGCCACUCAGCACCCCCACAGGGUUCUCUAGGAGAUAAACUCCCCUGGACCCAGCUAUGGCGAGCGCACGGGUGUGAACCCAUGAACAGCGCAAUCUGUGCCUCAAGGGUCAAGCUGCAGCAUCUGCCCUCCCAGGAGCAGUGGGACCGGCUUCUGGUACUGUACCCAGCAUCCCUGGCCAUCUUCUCUGAGGAGCCAGAAGGCCUUAACUUUAAGGGGGAGCUUCCACUAAGUGCCAUCCAUAUCAACUUAGAAGAGAAGGAAAAAGAGAUCCGCUCCUUUCUCAUCGAAGGCCGUCUCAUCAACACCAUCCGAGUGGUGUGUGCCAGUUAUGAGGAUUACAGUCAAUGGCUGCUGUGCCUCAGGACGGUCUCUCACAGGGAUGGGGCCCACCUGCUGCCUGGCCCAGAGAGUUUCCCAGGACUACAGAGACCCACACAGGUUUUAGGUAGAGGCCGAGGUUCACUCUCUUCCAAUGGACGAACCAGCCGGAAAUUAGAGUGUCCAGUGUUCCCUACCAGCCAAUCCCUCCCUGAGCCCUCAGUGCCAACCACCAUAGGUGUCCCUGCCCAUCCUGUGCCUAACCAGACCAACUCUAACUGUGUCAGCACUGGCCAAACGAAGGUAGAGCUGAGGCACAGUGGCAGUAGCCAGUUCCCCAGGGGCAAAGCUCAAAGAGAAGUAUCUGGCUCAACUGCCCCACUGCCCCUGCACCUGGACCUGACGAAGAUGAGUGUCCUGAACCUAGAUAGUGGCCCAGAGGCUCAGGAUUGCUCUCCAGACAUUCCACACUCCCCGCUCUAUGCUGAUCCCUACACACCACCAGCUAUAGCUCACCACAAGAUUACAGACAUCCAAGGCCUGGAUGAGUUCCUCUGUGCAGUACAGACAUCACCUGGACCUGAACUAUCAAGCCCGUUCCCCUCAGUCUCUGUGUCUGUGCCUGUCUCUGACUCCAACUCUGGAAUCUCCAGCUCCCCCCGGCCUCUGGGCUCACACUUGCUCUCCAAGAAAGGAGCCCUGCAGUCCAGAGCUUCCCAGAGACACCGGGGUUCCAUCAAGAGCAGGGCCCCACAGCCCUCAGACUUCCCUCAGCUUGUCACACCUGCCAGAGAAGGUACACCCAGUUCCCUGCCACCUCCCCCAGAUGAAGAGGCUCCUAUCUGGAACAAGACUUCCUCUCCCUCCCACCAGAAGUGGUCACAUCCCAGGAAGCCUGCGGUGGAAGGGGGAUUCAUCCAGUGGAUCUGAUGGCCCCCGAGUGAGCUGCUGCUUCUCAAAAAACACAAACAGCCAGCACCAACCGGGAUAAGAGUAUGCAGUUCGGCCAGUCCUUUGACUUAUAUUAAAUACACCAGGGCCUAACCCCAUCAGGUCGAGGGUGUUUCUAGAAUUUUGAGGAUAGAGGCACCUCUCACCAGGCUCUAGCUACUCAGCUUUAGCAGUUGGAACAAAUGAAAGGAGGUAACCCUAGGAACGAACCAGUGAGGGACAUCAGUAAGAUUCUGUACAACCCCAGAAGCUAUACCUCUAGGGGGAGAGGUGGGGGUGCUAGUGCAGGUCUUUACUUAGAAGUGGGGAACAGCAUGCGUGUGAAAUACAGAGCACUGAAAAAGUCAGGUUGUCAAACCCAGCCUGUGAAGCCAGAAGGCAUGAGGGUCAGAGAUCAUUAGGGUGAGAGCUAUUACAAGAAGCAAAGGAGUAUAGGAAAAGCUAGUACUGUUGGGUGCACAGGGUAAGGUUGGUCAGAAAAAUGAACACCAUAAACAAGAAAGAGAUUUUA